AUGGGGUGGCAAUGCCCGGUCUUGGUUAAGAAACACAAUGGCAAAUGGAGAGUAUGCAUCAACUUUACCAACCUUAAUAGAGCUUGCCCGAAAGACAGCUUUCCGCUUCCAAGGAUUGACCAAUUGGCGGACUCCACGGCUGGGCACGAGUUGUUGAGCUUCAUGGAUGCAUACUCCGGCUACAACCAGAUCCCCAUGCACCCGACCGAUGAAGAGCAUACCUCUUUUAUCACGGACCAAGGUCUCUAUUGCUAUAGAAUGAUGCAUUUCGGGUUGAAAAACGCCGGAGCAACCUACCAAAGACUCGUGAACAAAAUGUUUACCGACCUCAUUGGCAAGACAAUGGAGGUCUACGUGGAUAACAUGCUGGUGAAGAGCUUAGAGGCAGAAAACCACGUAGCGCACCUCAACAACACCUUCCAAAUCCUGAGAAGGUACAGGAUGAGGCUCAACCCCUUGAAAUGUGCCUUUGGGGCAGCCAUCAAAGGGCAAGCUUUAGCUGACUUUGUUGCUGAAUUCGCCAACCUACCCGAGGUGGAUGAAAUCAUGGAAUCCGUCGAACCCCCCACGUGGAGCCUCUUGGUCGAUGGCUCAGCUGGGGAGGUCGGCUCAGGUACCGGGGUUGUCCUCAUCAGCCCCGAGGGUCACAAAUUCACCUCGGCCGUGAGUAGCAAAGACUCAGAGCUACUCACUGUAGUGCCUAUCGAGCACAUCCUCCUGCCUUCUACCGAGGCCCCUAAUGUCAUGUGGGUCGGUGGAACUCCCACCUGGAUGCAACCAAUCAUAGCAUAUCUGAAAGACCAGGCGCUGCCCACGAAGUCCACGAGGGAGAAGCUUGAUGUAUCCAAGAGAGGUUGGGUUGAUGAGCUACCCCAAGUACUUUGGGCAAUCCGAACCACCACCAGGACCCUAACUGGGGAGAUACCUUUUCUCAUGGCUUUUGGGACUGAGGCAAUGAGCCCCGUGGAGGUCAGACUCCCAUCUCCACGUCGUCUGUAA
Messenger RNA from Olea europaea var. sylvestris, 999 nucleotides. RefSeq lists its product as uncharacterized. Bases 1 to 999 code for a protein of 332 amino acids. The transcript has 5 exons. The record is from RefSeq and is a predicted model, not a curated record. Lineage: Eukaryota; Viridiplantae; Streptophyta; Magnoliopsida; Lamiales; Oleaceae.